UUCAUUAUCGCGUGGACACUAAAGAACAUUGUUCCAUUCAUUGUCUUGGCCCAAUUGUCUACUGUGACCAGCGAAUCAUGUUGUAGAUCUAACUGCGAGAAAUAAAUUCGGGCUUUUUAUUCCAAAGAUAUGGACUCUUGAGGCCUUAACUGUUUCUUUCGGCCCAUAAACAAAUAUGUAUUAGCCCAUUACAAGCCUUAUGAUGAAAUCAUUUUACCGGAAAGAAAGUAAAUUUUUACUGGGUACCUUAAUAUUCAAGUACACGUAUAAAGGGAAAAUUCCUUAAAAAAUAUGCAGACUAAUUUUCAUUUGCUAAUAAAAUAGGGAAUUUUGCCGAUAUAGAACAAAAGAAGCAUAUCUUUGUCCCCUUACAAUAAAAAACUCAAUCUUUGUCCCUUUAGAACAAAAAAAAAUGAAAAACCUGUUUUGUCCUUUUUAAUAAAAUAGGUUAAAAGUAAUAAGUUAAAAAUCCCUGGAUUCAGUAAAAAAGACGCAUCACUUUCUUUGUCUCCGACUCCCCUUUUCUAAAACUCAGAGGCGAUUCCACCGUCGACUCUCUCUCUCUAUUGUGUCCGUUUAAGUUCGUCGGAGACGACGAACGCGUCGUCACAUCUCUCCGUCCUCCUCCUUCUGUCGUCUGUACUCUUUUGAACCAUCGAUUACAAGGAAUUGAAGGUUAGGGUUUGGAAAUCCCCUUUCUGUUUUUUUUUUCGUUUUCGUUUACGUGUAUGUAGUAUAAAGAGGUUGAAUUGUUUAAAAAUACAAAUCGAUUCGCGUUUAUGGUUUUGAUUUUCGUUUGUGGGUUGAGUUGAUUGUGAGGUCAUUGUAGUUCUUGUUUUAUACGAUUCUGAACUCUUUUUUUGUUUGGUAUUGACUUUGCUUUGUGUUUUGAAUUCGUAAUGGACUUAAAAGGCUAAUGAGUUGAUGUUUUCUGUUUCAUGUUUUAUAGGAAUGGAUUACCAGUUUCCAAAACGCAUUAUUGAAGAAGGAGCUGAGACCAAGAUUGAUAAGAUUAACAACACCUGUAGACGCACGAUUCUGGGGACGCUGAAGGUGGUUCUCAGGGAUGAGUAUCAAGAAGUUUUGAAAGACCCUGUCUUUGGUCCGAUUCUGGCAAUAGUAGAGAACAAGCUUAUUUACUCAGGGAAGGUUAUUCACAGCUUCAUAUGCAAGCAGCUCAAGGUUUCCAAGCUUCACGAAUUGUGGUUUCUAUUUGCAAAGAGGCCUCUCAGGUUUUCUAUGCAAGAGUUUUAUGCUGUGACUGGAUUGAAGUUCAAAGAAGAACCCGACGUAGACUUCAAUAACUGGAAGAGUGAUAAAGGGUUCUGGAGCACUGUGCUGAAGGAAAAUAAGAAGAUCAACUUGUUGGUUAUAAGGGAUGAGCUCCUUAAAGUCUGUAAGGAGUGGACGUAUGUGGACAGGGUGCGACUAGUGUAUCUGUGUAUUAUACAUGGAUUCCUCAUUGCUAAGGAUUUGAGAGUGUUUAUCCCUCACGAGUUCAUCCGUUUGGUGAUGGAUUUUGAGAAAAUGAGGAUGUAUCCUUGGGGUCUUCGCGCGUAUGAUGAGCUGCUUGCAUCAAUAUUCAAGGCAAGGGAAGAUGUGCAUCUGAAGAACAGCUAUGUGUUGGAUGGAUUCUCAUAUGCGUUUCAGAUAUGGAUUAUGGAGGCAAUCCCAGACAUCGGUUCUAUGGUGGGUAAAAAGAUCAAAAACAAUGUGACGAAAGUGAGAUGUAGGAAUUGGAAAGGAAGUGGAAAAGUAUCAUAUCAAGAUAUCACCAGCCUAGAGUCCAACUUUGAUAAGGGAGAGUUGUUCCCGUUUAUAUCAUCUACUGGGAGCUUGGAUGCAACUGAUAAUGCUGAGUUCUUUAGGGAAGAUGAGAAGAAUGACGAAAGAGUCAAUCGCAUUGUUGCUCUGAUCAGUGCCAAACAAGACUGGAAGCAAUUCACUUGGGAAGUUGCGACUCUGCCUCCAAAUAUAGAGUUAUCUGACGCAGAAGAGGAUGUUGAAGUUGAAAAUGUCACAGAAACACCUGUGGAGGAACCGACUGUUGUUGAAGAGGAACCGGAUGUUGUUACAAAAAGGGGCAAGCGUAAGCUUAUUGAUCCUGGUGUCGAGUCUCGAAAGAAACAACUUCUUUGUAAAAGGGCGGCUGAACAUAACAGUGUUGUCUCCGGUGAUAUGAAGACCUUCAUUGAAGGUUUGUUCAAUUCUUCUUUAGAUUCUUUUAAGGAGCUGCUGCAGAAGGAUAUACAAGAGCGUUUUGACAAGGUCGACAAUGAGAUGGCUCAACUGAAGGCAACAGUGUCGCAGAUUACGGGUCCUUCAGUUUUUGUGGGACGAGACCUAGCCUCUGAGAUUCCCUGUCCUUCUGCAACACUUGGGAAAGAGCAAGAGAAAUCAUCACAGAGUCCGGGUCCUUCAGGAGCAAAGGGAAAAGGCAAAGGCAAGGCAUCUGUGAGUGUUGAUCCUCCUCCGCUUCGUCGUAGCCCUCGGCCAGUAAGAAAGGUAACCAAAACAUGAAGCUUUGAAUUAGGUAGGACGAAUCAUCUUCGGUUGUAAGUGUUUCUGUGGUUUGACUAUUUUGUAAUAUCCUUGUAUUGUGCUAUGUUGCAUAUCGGCUUGUAAUGUAUCUUGUUGUUUGCUAUGAAGUGAACUGAUAACUAUGACAUGUUGGCUUGGCUAUUUUGUAAUGUAAUUUUGUCACUAUGUUGACUCUA
Molecule: messenger RNA, 2717 nt
Organism: Brassica napus (rape)
Lineage: Eukaryota; Viridiplantae; Streptophyta; Magnoliopsida; Brassicales; Brassicaceae
Exons: 2
Coding region: 925-2520 (531 amino acids)
Source: RefSeq, a predicted model, not a curated record